Molecule: messenger RNA, 2302 nt
Organism: Ceutorhynchus assimilis (cabbage seed weevil)
Lineage: Eukaryota; Metazoa; Arthropoda; Insecta; Coleoptera; Curculionidae
Source: the annotation of a GenBank genome assembly
UAAAUUAAAGAAAACAUAUUGGGGUAGGUGCACUGCAAAAGCUAGAGUGCAGGAGUGAAAAAUGAAGCUGAUUUUAGCUGUUUUGGCAGUUGGAGCUUGCGCUGUUUUAGCUCAAGCUACUAUUAUAGGACCUGGUUGCGAAUCUAUAACCGUUGACCGUGCCUUUGUGGAUAAACAGACCAAAGUCUUAACACUUUUCCAAAAUGUGAAACAACCAUGCUUUCAGAAAAAGCACAUGGAAAUUGUAGAGUCAUGGGACAUUGAAAAACAGAUGGAUAAAUUUGAGCAUCCUGAAGUAGUUGACAAAAUUAUGGAGUUCUACAACAACCACUACCAGUUACCCAAAGGUGAAAUCUUCUCGAUCGCCAACCAAAUGCAUUUGGAACAAGCCAUGGCUGUUUUCGAUCUUUUGUAUUAUGCCAAAGAUUUUGAAACUUUUUACAAAACCGCUGUGGUUUUGAGACACUUCAUCAACGAAGGGAUGUUUUUGUACACCUACUCUGUCGCCUUAAUUCACAGGAAAGAUACUUAUGGAAUAGUAUUGCCUCCAAUCUACGAAAUCUAUCCUCAUUACUUUUUUGAUCUUAAAACCAUCCAACAAGCUUACAGACUUAAGGAAACCAACCAAGAGUCACAAACAAUUUACGCUAAUUACACUUCAAAUUACAUGAACAUGCAUCCAGAACAGUCAAUGGCUUAUUAUCAUGAAGAUUUGGGUAUGAACUCUUUCUACUACAGUUACCAUUUGUACUAUCCUUUCUGGAUGAAUGGUACCAAAUAUGAAAUCAACCACGAUCGCCGUGGAGAACUCUGGCUAUUCAUCCAUCAUCAAAUGUUUGCCAGAUAUUACAUGGAACGUCUUUCCAAUGGUUUUGGCCAAAUCGACUAUGUAGACUUUGAUGUUCCCAUGCACACUUUCUACAAUCCAUUUAUGCAGUAUCCAAAUGGAAUGCCUUUCCCUCAAAGAAGCAGAUUUGCUAAAGUAUCAGAUUAUUUCUAUACUUAUGGAGUUCACAAUAUGAAAACUCAAUUUGCUUAUGAUUACUAUAGGUACAAGGAUUAUGUCAGGAGGAUUUCUGAUGCGAUUGACAAAGGUUUUGCCAUUAAUAAACAAGGGGAGAAAGUUGAACUUUACAACGAAAAAGACGGUUACGAUCAUCUCGGAAAUCUGCUUCAAGCCAAUCCUGAUUCUCCUGACAGUGACUUUUAUGGUCCAUGGUUGGGUCACGCUCGGAAGCUCAUGGGAAUUUCUGAUUCUGCUCUAUCUCCCUACAAAAUCGUGCCGUCUGCAAUGGAACACAUUGAAACCACUUUGAGAGAUCCAGGAUUCUAUCAACUUUACAAACAAAUGAUUCAUUUUAUGCACAAAUUCCAGUACCGUAUGGAACCUUACAAACUGGACCAACUAAAAAUGCCUGGAGUAUCCAUCAAGAAAGUCCAAAUGGACCAGCUGAUCACUUACUACGAUGAAUUCACCGCUGACCUUAGCCAAGCUGUAUUCUAUUCUGAAGAAGCAAUAAAAGAAGGCAAAACCCAUUUCCGUAUCAACGUGAAACAACCUCGUUUGAACCAUAUCCCUUUCACUUACACUUUGCAUGUGGAAUCUGACAAAAAAGUAGAUGUGGUUGUUAAGACUUUCAUUGGACCUCAAGUUGAUCAAUAUGGACGCUUCAUCAAUAUCACUGACAACAGAUGGAACUUCUUUGAAAUUGAAAAAUUCACCUUCAAUCUACAAGCUGGAGAAAACAAAAUCAAAAGAUUUUUCGGCAAGUGUAACUUCUUUACCCAAGACAAAACAAGCUUUGCUCACUUGCAGCAACAAAUUAUCGAUGCUAACAAGGGGGGUGAAUUCAAAGUAAACGCAGGAGAUAAUUAUUUCAAAUACCCAUUAAGAUUUGCUUUGCCAAAAGGUCAAAUCAGUGGCCUUCCAGUUCAGUUCUACUUCUUCAUUUACCCUUUGAACGUUUACAAAGGAAACGAUCCUAAAACUUGGACUUACCGUUAUCCUCGGCCUGGAGUAGGCGGGCCUUCCAUUGACACUUACAACAUGUUCUAUCCUCUUGACCGUCCGAUUAAGUAUCAGAAAAUGUUCCAGGAAGAAGUACCAAACUCUUACUUCUUCGACACUAAGAUUUUCCAUAAGAAGAAUACACAAAUAACUGUUUGAGAAAUUUUAUAAUAAUUGAAUAAAUUGUGUUUGUUCUCUGACAUCCAGAGAGUUGUAUUUUGUCUCACGUAACGGGAUGUUGGAUGUGUAGUCAUUGUUCCGAAAUGAGAGCUUUGAGAUAUUCCUGACCAUAAU